Messenger RNA from Oryzias latipes (Japanese medaka), 5369 nucleotides. RefSeq names its product zinc finger protein 438 (gene znf438). NCBI's taxonomy places the organism in Eukaryota, Metazoa, Chordata, Actinopteri, Beloniformes, Adrianichthyidae. Gene Ontology annotation, cellular component: nucleus. Gene Ontology annotation, biological process: regulation of transcription by RNA polymerase II. Gene Ontology annotation, molecular function: DNA-binding transcription factor activity, RNA polymerase II-specific; RNA polymerase II transcription regulatory region sequence-specific DNA binding. The record is from RefSeq and is a predicted model, not a curated record.
CCCGAUGUAUCAAGUUGGAGGUUUGGCUCAAAAUGGCCGGAGAGAAACAGUUGUAAGAAUCGACGGCUUUUCAUAUUUUUGGUGGAAAAUGAGCCAUUCUGUCGUUUGAAGGCACUUCCUCCCGAAACCUGGCGAUUCGGGGGGAGUGUGGUGAGGGGGGCGCAGGACCCAAAACCUGGCACCGUCGUGAGUGAGGGGGACUGUGGGAGGAGCUGAAAAGUCUGAUUCAUCUAGUUGUUGGUACCAAAAGAGACCAUCAGAUGAAGAGCCUUCAGUUUCGGAGCAUUGCCCCCAAGGCCCCAGCUGUGGUGCCCUCCCCAUCCCCUGCAGCCCUGUCCUGCCAACCCCCAUCUGUCUUUCCUGAGGCUACCACUGCUUCAAGCCCCAAGUCCAUCCUUGUACCCGCACAAAACUAUGCUCUCAUGCAAAUAGCAGGUCAAGAGGGUACAUUCUCUUUGGUGGCACUCCCCCCUGCUGUAUCCUCUCAGACGCCACAGCAACAAACCCAGUCAAGUCAGAAGAACCUCAAGUUACCUAUUCCCCGAUACCAGUCAAUGAGGAACAAGGGGACUUGUGAUAAGGUCAAAUCCCCAACAUUGGCUUCCAACUUAAAAGUGGCCUCCAAUGCUUCUGUGUUGACUCAGACAGUGGUGAGUGGUUUCAAGAAGAAGAUACAAGAGGCUAAGCAUGCAAGUGAAACCUUUACACCAAAAGAAGAGCCUUCAGAGCAGGUUAUUCUCAUAGACCCAGCCUCCUCAGACAUCUCAGUCAGCGCUCUACUACCAGAAAACGCUGUCCUCUAUCAAGGUUCUCAGCUGGAGCAGACGUCCGACAGCUCAGAACGGUCUGCGGGUCUCAUUCAAAAGGUUGAGUUUCCUCCUCCUGCUGCUGCCACUAGCACCACAGCCAAACCCUCUGAGGAAAAUAAAAGUACUGUGCGGCUGUGCCAGUCGAAAAUUACUGCCGCUCAGGCUCAGAGCGGCAUUGCUGUCCUGUCACCGGCCAUCUUUAGUAAAGCAGUUCAGAUUAUUCCAUCUCCACCGAAGGGUAAGCUGCCUAUUCUCCCCUACUCUAAAAUGAAGAGUACCCUCAUCCCAGCGACCAAGUCCAAUAGCUUAUCCCCAGAAAGGAAGAGUUUGUCUAUACAGUCAGGACUACAGAGCCCCUUAGAAACUCCAUCCAAGAAAUUUAAGUCGGCUGAAGCCACGAGCAAGAACCAGGUACCAAACUGUGUUCAGUUUGGUACCUGCCAAACUGUGCCCCACAUUAAGGAAACACCCAUGUCUGUUACACUGCAGAAACCACCUGGCAAAAAAAGGGGAAGAAAGAGGAAGACCGUGGAAGACAUCUUGGCCUUUGAGGCUCGAAAGAAGAGGUCUUUGUCCUUCUUCCGAAGAAGGGUUCCAGAGAAAGUGCCAGCUAUUAUUCCAAGUUCCAAACAGAAGGAGUUUGACAUUUCAAAGAAAUAUCGCAGCAUUCGACCGAAGCCUGUGUUGGUGAUGGAAACCGUUCCGCAGCUUGUUAGCUUACCUGCCAUUACUCCCAAUAGCAAAGAACAAGAACUCCUAUUCGGUCCCCAGAUCGCUACGACAACCAAAGUCCUUGACUGUCUCCCACAGCCAGCACCAGUAAGUGUCCACCUCAGAGGAGGCUCCCAACCCAGAAUGUUCUUUGGAAGCCGUCCACUCUACCGCUGCUCCAUCUGCAGCCGCUGUUUCCAGUUCAAGCACCACCUCCAAAGCCACAUGAACACGCACACCAACAAUCGGCCCUACAUUUGCCCUUUGUGCCGCAAAGCAUACGCACACCGAGGAAGUCUGAGCACUCACAUGAAGCUUCACCACACCGAGGUGAGACCACGCCGUUCGCUGUGCUGCGAGUUCUGCCAGAAGGCUUUUGGAUAUGUCGGAGUGUACUUUCGUCAUCUGAGAGAGGUUCAUAAAGUGGUGCUGACAGUGGAGCCAUCAGUCUGCCAACACGAGGAUUCAAACAGAGCCACCUCACUAGAACCAUCGGAUGAGCAAGAUCCUGAGGAUCCCGUGGAGCUACAAAUCAAAUGUGGCCGCUGUCAGGUUGUCACUCCCACCUUUGCUGACAUGAAGAUGCAUUUGCUGUACGUCCAUGAAGAAGACAUUCCAAUCCCACCUCACGAUGGCCAAACGUUGGGCAAUCGAGACGCUGAGAACGAGCUGGUGAAGCACGCUGCCCAUUACUGGCGACAGCUAAAUGAGAAGCGCAACCUAGUCAAGUGUGGCAGCUGUGAUGAAGAAUUCUUCUCCCUCUUCAAGCUCAAGAAGCAUAUUAUGUCCCAGCAUUGCGGUAAGCCGGGGCAGGGCGGUGGAUCAUCAUCCUUACCAGAUACCACUGGGAGCUUUAGCGUACUAGCAGCAGGUGCCAAUUUUAACUGUGUGCUCUGCAGCAAAGUGUUGGACACUAAAGAGACGGUUAUGGAGCACUGGAGGAGUCACCACCACUGUGAACACCCCAGCCUGUUGUGGGAUGCUCUGAGCUCCUACCCCGGGCAGGAAGAGUGGGAGGCAGACGGCGGUCUGGACACUCCUGAUCCAAGCCCAGAUUAGAUAUUUAAAGUAGCUCCUUCUCAAAAACACUCAAAAUCAUCAGCACAGGGUUCAGAAGUUGCAUUAACACUUUUUAAAUAAAGUUUUAUCUUUACACACCAUGGGGUAUGUGAAAGGAAAGCAGACUCUAUCUAACCUUUAGGUUUUAUGAGUCACAACAUGAGGCAUUACAACUAGUUAUGGUAUUACUAUUAGGUUACUAUAACUCCAGCUCCUUAGAACCUUCUACACUGAGUUAUUUUGCUUAGCAAAAAGCUGGAAAUAUCAAUUAGGAAAUAAUAACUUGCAUGAGCAGUUGAGGAUCAUCAUGCUACAUAGAAAACUUUGAGUCCUAGCAGGCUGUCCCCUCUAUUUUUUGUUUUGUUUUUGUCUAUCAAAUGUCAUCAUCUAAGGUUGUAUUUACCUAGAAUCAGGAGUUAUGCCGGAUUUCCCCUGGAGCAUCUGCGGUGCGUCUCCAUUGCAUUGCGUGAGGAGUCCAUCUUACGACCGUCCGUCAGUUUACUCGUCUCUGUUGUGUAAUUUGUUCAGCCAUCACUACGUCAUCAACAUCCAAAACUUUGUCAAAUUACAAAGACAAAAAUCAUUUAUGACAUAGUUUAUGUUUUGUGUGAUAAAUUAUGUUGUUUUUAAACUUCCAAAAUAACACUUUGGUCGUUUGUGGCAAAAUAGACAACGGAUGUUACCCACAGAGCUUGUUAUGUGUGUUUAUCACGUGGCCAUGCCACUUUAGAUAAAAAUUUAAUAUGCUAUAUUUUUCUUUUUUUGAAACACAAACCUGUUUCCUGUUUCUCUGACCUUUUGCUGUAAAAUCGAGACGUCAGACGGACAUCAGGCACAGACAUGGCGGAGGCGAUGUAAACGUUAUUAAUGAACGUUCUUUUCUUUUGUGUUAACGCGAUGGAGACGCACCACAGACGCAUCAGGGUAAAACAGGCUUGAGUUUAAAUAAAACAAACAAACAUAUAAAUGAAAAAGAGCGCAGGUUUUUUUUUUUAGAUAAACCUGCUAUAAGAGGAAACAAAAAGACUACCAUGAGUACCAUUUCCCUACUGUUAUGAUUGCACUGUUCUGCUUUAGGAUUUAGAGACUUUUAUUUAUUAUCCUGUUGGAAAACUGAUUGCAAAGUUGUUGCUUUUUUUUACCCGUUUAAAUAUGUAAUCCAUCAAGGAGUAAAACUGUUCUAGAGGCUUGUCACUCUUUGAGUCAUCCAGAAAUUUUCACUUUAACUCUUUCAUUUCACUCUUUCCUUUUUUGACGCACGCAGCUUCUACCACCUAAAUCCACAUAAGAUUACUAAAUGUUUUAGUAUUUCCAUAGUUUACUAGAGUUGGGCUGCACCAUGUGCACCUGUCUGAAUUCAGGGGUGCAUUAUUAUUAUUAUCUUUUUUUUUUUCUUUUCUUUUUUAGCUCACUUGGUGCCAGUUUUAGACUCAGAUGAGGUCAGGACUGGGUACCAGAACUCCUUUGAUUUCUGAGGAGUUCAUAUUUUAGUCUUUAAGACCUUAUUAUGAAAUUCUGCACAAAGUUUGCAUGGCUGGAUAGCACUUACAGAAACUAACACAGCAUUGCAAUAGUAAAAAAACAAAAACAGAAAAAUCCUCCCUUAGCCUUAAAUUAUUAAAGAUGGUAAAGGUCCAUAUCCGUGCAAAGUUUUAGUCUCAAGUAUUGAAAGAUCUUGGAAUUUGUAUUGGCAGCUCACCAUCUUACUAAAGUUAUUACCACCAAACCAGCACCUAAAGGACACUUUGUGGCCUUUCUAAUAGAACAGAAGAGGAGGAAAAAACCCAUCUUUGAUGUGGCGCAUCAUCGCUAUGGAUUUUCGUCAGCUGAGUUCUUGAUUUAACGCCUACGUGUGUGUUUAGUGACAUGCCAAGGGUCUAUCUAUCUGGUGAUUGUAUAAGUAAGUACUGUUUAUGAUUUAGUAACUAUGGAUUACCUGCUGACCUGUCGUUGCCAGCUCAUGUAUGCACUUGUGGAGUUUCGUGCACCCAGACUGAGUACAUAUAAACUGUUGUCAAGUCCAGAUAAAUAUGCUAUUUUAUACUGUAGGUUUAUACAGAGGUCUUUUGGUCUAUAUGCUUGUGAAGGGUCCUGUCCGGGCCAGCACUGAGACCUUUAUGUUUCCUUCUUUUUUGGUUUGGAGGAGGGGGGGCAUUAAUACAUGUAGCUCCGUUUGUUGUCUAUGUUGAUCUUUUUUUAUGAAGAAAAAAAUAAUUCACAGGGUCAAGUGAAUGUACCUGAAUGUUUAAAAAACAGCUUUUUAAAGUAUAUAUAUAUAUGCCAUAUAGACUCAUUAUAUAGAUAGACUAUAGAGAUAUAUUGAGAAUUUAAAAGAAAAAUAAAUAUAUAUAUAUAUUUACAUAGUCACUUCUGCUGCUUUUUUCAGUCCCAGUGGAUUGCAGUGAGAUGCAUAUAAUAUUGAUUCAGAAGCCAUCUAGAGCUGUCCUUAUAUGUCUGACACUAAAGAUAGGAGUGUGAAUGGAGGUCAACCCGCUGAGCUGCACUGCAUGCUGGUCCGUGUUGUCCUGCACUCUCAAGCUCUGACACAAAGCAGGAAGUGACAGAAUCCAGGUCAGUCUCCUUUUUUCCUCAGCUACAUGGAAACCUGCAUAACUGUCUGCACAAGUUGGGAAGUGACACAAUGUGUUUGACUCACUUCAUGUGUUGGUUGUGUCCUUGGGGAAAAAAAAAAAAAUCAAUGACUGAAAGUGUUUGUGAUUGUGACUGUUUGUGUAUCUGAAGAACCUGAUGUGAGAAUAAAGUUUUGCUUUGUUGAAAACAAAGACAACA